AUGCCCCGACGGUCUUCGAGCAAGAUGAAUAAGAAAGGUAGCAAGCUUGACACCCGCCCCUAUAAUCAACAUGCGUCCGUCUUCUUCCGUCUGCCCCGCGAAAUCCGCGACAUCAUCUAUGGACAAAUCCUCAUCUUCCCCGUAACCGUCCACCUCGCCUACGUGGGAACCAAAACACGCAGAUUCCGUAGCUUUCUCUGCCAGCUAUCGGAAGAUGAGCAGCCCGAGAAGCGCUUACACCCGCUCUGCCGACGAUGUCGAGUCAACCAUCACCGCUGUUCACCCCGGAACGCGCCAACUUCUUUCGAUGUCACGGCUCGUUCUUCGUCCGAGGUUCGAAGCCAAGCCAGAGUUCUGGCAUUACUGCGCAGCUGUAGAAGGGUAUAUGACGAGACGGUCGAUAUGCUCUACCGCGAAAACACAUUCUACAUAGAGAAUCCGCGCACCCUGCUGGAACUUCCGUCCUCUCUAUCCAGGGCGGGACUUAGCACGUUCCGGCAUCUAUAUCUGGAAUCUGCCCGGUAUGGCGAGGAUACCCCGUCUGACCGCUUGGCGAGAUGGGCAGCGGUUGUUCGUGUCCUGGAACGGCUUGAUGGACUCGAAACGCUAGUCGUUAUUCUACGUCCGAUGUUUGGAUUGGAUUGGGAGGUCGAGGCGCUGGAGAAGCCACUCGAGGCGGCCCGACUUCCGGUGUUGAGGGUGUUGAGGGAUCCGGUGAUAAGGAUGGCUCCUGCUGCUACCGCCAUGAGGUCGGGAACCGCUCGAAAACGCCCCUCCGACGCCGACGAUCACUGCCAAGCGACCCAGGCGGCCCGGAGACGGAUCAGCAGGGCCUGCGACCGGUGCCGGGCGCAAAAGGCUAGAUGCGAUGGAGGAAAACCGUGCCUUCGCUGCGGGGACCUCAUCCCUUGCGUUUAUCAGGACAAGAAGCCGCUGCGACGGAAGUACCCCGCUGGAUAUGUGGAAAUGUUAGAGGAGCACCAGGCGUAUUUGAUCACCGGGCUGAGGAAAUUAUACGAACGCAUUCAGCAGGAUUCCAGACUCCCAGAGGUCGAUCGCGAUGGCAAUAACCGACAGAUUGUGCACGAGCUGCUCGAUAAAUUGGGCAUCUUUGAGGAAACGAUCAAGGAGCGUAGGUCCUCAAUGACGGGAAGCGAAGCGGAUGAUGCACAACCGUCUCUAGGGCGUAUUGAUCAAAACGAUACCGUGAGCGCAGCGACACCCAGGUUGCCAGAGUCAUCUCGGGCCUGGUCGUCCACACAAGUUAAACCCUCACCUGCCCCAAAUUCAAAUGCCGGCUUGAAUCUCCCUCGCGCGAUGACCCUACCAACCCACGUUCCUCUUAAUACUGGGAUGGCACAACCGCAAUGCUCACUACCGUACCACCAUCAGGCUGAUCUGGCGGGACUGAGUCGCCAUCAACGACCGUCUCGGGUCGGGAAGGAUUGCGAUGAUGCCGCUGCUGAGGGGCGUGAGAAUGCUGCGAUCAUAAUCAAAGACUACAAGAUGAUGCCUUGGACUCGAGAGGCAUUGGAUAUUGAAGUCCGUCCAACUUCUACUGGGAUCAAGCCAAACGAGCGGAGCCUCUAA
Molecule: messenger RNA, 1590 nt
Organism: Aspergillus thermomutatus
Lineage: Eukaryota; Fungi; Ascomycota; Eurotiomycetes; Eurotiales; Aspergillaceae
Product: Zn(II)2Cys6 transcription factor domain-containing protein
Exons: 8
Coding region: 1-1590 (529 amino acids)
Biological process (GO): regulation of DNA-templated transcription
Molecular function (GO): zinc ion binding; DNA-binding transcription factor activity, RNA polymerase II-specific
Source: RefSeq, a predicted model, not a curated record